Messenger RNA from Vombatus ursinus (common wombat), 4549 nucleotides. Its product is annotated as axin interactor, dorsalization-associated protein. Gene Ontology annotation, biological process: determination of ventral identity. The record is from RefSeq and is a predicted model, not a curated record. Gene Ontology annotation, cellular component: membrane. Lineage: Eukaryota; Metazoa; Chordata; Mammalia; Diprotodontia; Vombatidae. The transcript has 10 exons. Gene Ontology annotation, molecular function: phosphatidylinositol binding. Bases 110 to 1030 code for a protein of 306 amino acids.
CAGCGGCCACUGAGGCUCUUCCUCGGAGCCCCGUGGAUGCUGCGGCGCGAACCCGGGACCAUGGCUCCCUAGAGCUGUCAGGCACGGGCGGGUGGGGACUGGACCGGCCAUGUCGGAAGUGACCCGGAGCCUCCUGCAGCGCUGGGGCGCCAGCUUCAGGAGGGGUGCCGACUUCGACUCGUGGGGGCAGCUGGUAGAGGCGAUAGACGAGUACCAGAUAUUAGCAAGACAUCUUCAGAAAGAAGCUCAGGCUCAACACAACAAUUCAGAAUUCACAGAAGAGCAAAAGAAGACCAUUGGUAAAAUUGCAACAUGCUUGGAAUUACGAAGUGCAGCUUUACAGUCCACACAGUCUCAAGAUGGAUUUAAACUGGAGGACCUGAAAAAACUAGAACCAAUCCUAAAGAAUAUUCUUACUUAUAAUAAGGAAUUCCCCUUUGAUGUUCAGCCUGUCCCAUUAAGAAGAAUUUUAGCACCUGGUGAAGAAGAGAAUUUGGAAUUUGAGGAUGAUGAUGAAGAGGGUGGUGCUGGAGCAGGGUCUCCAAACUCCUUUCCUGCUAGAGUUCCAGGUACUUUAUUACCAAGGUUGCCAUCUGAACCAGGAAUGACGUUACUCACUAUCAAAAUUGAGAAAAUUGGUCUGAAAGAUGCUGGGCAGUGCAUUGAUCCCUAUAUUACAGUUAGUGUAAAGGAUCUGAAUGGCAUAGAUUUAUCCCCUGUGCAAGAUACUCCCGUGGCUUCAAGGAAGGAGGAUACAUAUGUUCACUUUAAUGUGGAUAUUGAAAUUCAGAAACACAUCGAAAAAUUAACCAAAGGUGCAGCUAUUUUCUUUGAAUUCAAACACUAUAAGCCUAAGAAAAGGUUUACCAGCACCAAGUGUUUUGCUUUCAUGGAGAUGGAUGAAAUUAAACCUGGGCCGAUUAUAAUAGAACUAUACAAGAAACCCACUGACUUUAAAAGAAAGAAACUGCAGUUGUUGACCAAGAAACCACUUUAUCUUCACCUCCAUCAAACUUUGCACAAGGAAUGACCAUGGCAUGUAUAUCCUAAAACUUCUGUGAUCUGAACCCCUCACUGCAAAGUCAUGGUAGCACAUUGAUCCUUCAGUAGGCUCCUAGGAAACCAGCCCUCCUCAUGCCAAUAAAUGAAAAGUGUGAUCUGUUCUACAGCCACACCACAGAGAUGUUUACAGUCCAAGACAUCAAUGGAGACCAGGAGGACUGCACUCAUUCAUAAAGAGCUCCUUUAGCAUACAGGUUUUUCCACAGAUUUUUGAAACAGUCUUUGAUUUGUGAGUGAUUUGUGUACAUGGUAAAGGUUAAGUUUUAAAUUUAUUUACUACAGCAAUUAACACCAGAGCAAGCAGGAACACGCCUGGCUCCCCUGUGCAGGAUUUACUCCCCUAACUCAGCCCUGCUUCAGUGCACUCCUUUGAAUCCAUGUGUUUAUUUCCAGGUCUUUACUGCUUACAGUAAUUAUCUAAUGCAAGAGAAAUUUGCUAGGUACCAGAAUUGGUAAACUUGUAAAGAGUUUCUAUCAGGGAUGGCUCACCACUCACCACCACCAAGUGAUCAGUUACGGGGAAGCUGCAGAAGAAUUCAUGACUUUACCAUGAACAUAGUUCACAUCUCAUGGGGGGAGGCUUGUUUUCCAGAUUUCAGCAGCCCAUUUACCAAAUGACUUGAGGUAAAACUUAUCUGAAGAGCUGGAUUCUUUUUAAGUAUUUAAGGGAAUGGUGACCUAGGUUUCAUUUUUUCUUACUCAAAAGUUCUUCCUCUGCUAAGGGAUUCUAAAAUACAAGGUAUCUAGAGACUAUCCAAAUAAUUUUGAUUUUGUGACAGUGUUCAGCUGCUGUGAUGUGGUUGAAAUAACCUUUUGUAUGGUUCUAAGCUGUCUAGUCCAAAAAUGUUUGAAUUCAGUCAGUUCCCUAAAGAUACCUGCAGGAGUUGUUGCUGUUUUUCUGAAAACUGAUUGUGAAUCCUUGAAAAACCUGCAUACCUCUUACAGCAAUUUGUAUGCAAGUCUGGAAAGUUAUUCUAAAUUUUGUUUCUGAGAUAGAUAGCUAGGAUUACCAUUUAUUUUCUAUUAAGAUGUAUUAAGUCAUCUAAAUGAAAAGAUGCAGGUCAUUAGCUUAUAAUUUGAAUAUCUACAUAAUUUUUUUACUUAAUAAAGGAACAUAAAUAAAACCCAAGCAGACCUUUCAUAUACUUAAUAAGUGGGAUAUUUAAUACAUUCCUUUAAGGUCUGUUGUGUGCUUUAUGUGGACUAUAUGUAGUAUAUGCACAUACUUUCAUAUGCACUUAUAUAAUAAGUAAAAAAAAAAAAAUCCAGCACCGAGUGAAUGCAUUGUCAAUACUAGCUUUAUUUUUUAUUGUAUAAUCAGUCGUACCACUCAGCUCAUUUGCUUUCUGUACCACAUAAUUCUUACCAGUUGCAUAACAAUUUUAUUAGGUAAACUCCAACAAAAUAUUCAAUUUAUUCCCUUCUGUUUUAAGGGAUAUAAUAUUCUGUUUUCAGCUCUGUUUAGGUCAGUUUUGUUCAUGCUGGAUAGACAGUUUAUUUAAACUAUAUAAACCAUCAAUAGUUGAUAAAAUUUCUCUCCCUUUCCUCAAUCUUGAUUGGAUCAAUUCCAUGGCGGGGGGGGGGGAUAAUUUUCAUAUUCCUAUUAUCUGAGUUUAAAAGAGCUCUUGCAUUUGGAGCUACCAAAUAUCACAUUAUCUUCAAAUAAUGUAAAAUUCCCACAAGUGCUAUGAAGCCUCUGAGUAUUUGGUAAAUCUUAAUAAUAAGAAGAACUAAAAAUCAUUACUAAAAUAACUUCAAUUGAUGAAAAUGCAGUAAAAAUGGCAUUUUCUUUUCCUUCAGAUUAAGGAAGUGUGCAUACAAUGAAGUGAUAGUUUAUAUGAAAAAAGUAACAUUUCUGCUUCACAGGUGUGGUUUAGAAGCACCAGUGUCUGCCUUAGGAAGGCCAGCUGAAGAAGUUUAAGCUAAGUUUGACUGUGCUUCAGUUUUCUGGCGUAAGCACUUGUUAUUGCAGAAACACCAACUCUUAACUUAAACUCUGUACCAUUUGGUGUGUCCCACAUCUAAGCAAUUUAUAGUCUUGCUUUAUAUGAUGGAUUUUUUCACUGAUCUGAAGUAGUGAGCAGUAACUACACUGUACAUUUGUCUUUCCAAGAUAAAGCGCUGCUGAUUCACAAAUAAGAUGGCUUUGUGCAGUUGAAUGAAUUUUACAUGGUAGCACUAGCAAGUGAGCAAAUAAACAUGGUUGGAUGGGAUGACUACUAUAGUACAAUACAGUUACAAUUACUUUUUUUUGAAUGAAAUCUAAUGAUUUAAAAUAAAAAUGAUUUGUGAUAUUUCUACAGUGACACUCCAACCUUGGACUUUUCUGGGGAAAAAAUGGUGCAGCUAGUUGUAUGUGAUUUGAAAGUUUUAUGACAGUUGUGGAUUGGUUCAUAUUAAGCCAGGUUUGAGUUUUUCUAAAUUUCAUUGCUAUGACCAUGGGUUUUCCUGAAGAGCAUAUCAUAGAAAUUACUUAGGGGUAAAAGAGUUAUGGAAAGGGAAAGAGUUCUCAUUCUGCGUAAAUGAUUAGGUUGGAUUUAGCUUUGCUACUGUGAUUAUCUACCUAACUGGAAUCUGUAUCCAACUGGUGUUUACAGCUUUUUGACUCAGCAUUGUGUUACAUGUCCAGGUGUCAUAGGUAUUCAAAAUUUAUGUUUGUGGAUCAAGUAAUAAAACUUUUUGUUAUUUUACUAAUGUUAAAAAACAUGUCCUUUACUGUGAAGAACGGAAUAUCUUUAAAAAGAAAUUCUUCCACUUUUGAUGUUUUAAAGGGCUGGAGAACCAGUGUGUGGGAGGAUAUGAAAAAAUUAACUUUAUUCCUUAUAAUAGUGAUUAAAGUAUUUGGCCCUUUUCAUUUCUCUCAAAUGUAAUGUGAUAAUGUAAUGCCAUUAGUGUAACAGAUCCUUAAUUUCAAGUGUUAAAAGAACAAUCACUUCUUCCAUACUAAAGCUUUUGCACCUUUUAUAUGCCAUUCUUACUGGAGGCAAAAAAAAAAAUCAUGCUAAUGUAAUUUAAGAUGUGGAACUUAAAGAAAACAGGCAGGUCUCAAAAGUAAUAAAUAUUCCACUCUUAAGUUUCAGACUUGUAAUAGCUCAGUUACAAAUUCUAAAUCUUAACCUAUAUAACGUGUUGUAAGUAGUGUGCUUUGAAGUGCCUACAAACUGUCUCUUUUACUGAAGCAUUGUUUUAAGGUUGUAUGUUAAUGUGGUGGUCUGUAUGUAACACAGAUGCUUGUUACUGUUUACAAGUUUCAUCAUGCUAUAUUGAAUCAUUAGCAAAUAUGAUUUUCCCUGGGAUCCAUAUACUAUCACAGGGAGCCAAAACUGAGCUAUAUUUAAAAUCUAUGGUCAGGAUAGGAGUUAGCUAAGGGCUUUUUAAUGGCCUCUCAUUUUGAUGAGUUAACACCAACAUUAUCAAUCUAGAAUAUAGCUUUACACUAGUGAAUAAAAAAAAAAGUCAGCCCCCAAAAUAGUCAUCACAGUCUAUG